This is a messenger RNA of Manihot esculenta (cassava), 2092 nucleotides long. RefSeq lists its product as uncharacterized. Bases 301 to 1461 code for a protein of 386 amino acids. Gene Ontology annotation, cellular component: nucleoplasm. Gene Ontology annotation, biological process: mRNA splicing, via spliceosome; regulation of mRNA splicing, via spliceosome. NCBI's taxonomy places the organism in Eukaryota, Viridiplantae, Streptophyta, Magnoliopsida, Malpighiales, Euphorbiaceae. The record is from RefSeq and is a predicted model, not a curated record. The transcript is spliced from 10 exons. Gene Ontology annotation, molecular function: N6-methyladenosine-containing RNA reader activity; mRNA binding.
AACGCUUUCGCCCUGGUUUGACAUGAAGUUUGAAACCCCAACUGCUCCGUCGCCGCCAUUCGAUGGUCACCUGAAUUGAUCCGGACCGUUGGUAAUCGGCUAGGAGAUAAAAAUCCCGAGUGUGAUUGGAAACAGGGAGUGAAGGCGGAGGGACGGUGCCUGGAGAGGGAAAACCAACUUGCAAACUUUACACAGACACUCUUUAUCAGACACCGGAACUCACAAUUUUACACUUUCCAAUUCACUUCAGUCCACUCCUUCCGCUCUCUUUACCGUUUUUAGAGGAGGUCAAAAGAGGAUAUGUCAUCUGAUACUGCAAAAGAAAAUGCCUCUGUAGUUGACUCCUCAGUAACUGAAUGGAAACAUGAUAUGGUGAAUUUUGAUGACCCAGAGAGCCCAAUCUGUAAAGGUGAUGAGGGCACUUAUCCUCGUAGGCCGGAAAUAGCAGGUCAAGAUCAAGUGGGAGAUUCAUCUUUAAACCAAAAGGUUAGAUUGUAUGAUACAAGAUAUUUCAUCAUUAAGAGCUUGAACCAUCAUAAUAUUCAACUAUCAGUUGAGAAAGGAGUUUGGGCUACUCAAGUCAUGAAUGAACCAAUUUUGGAAGAGGCCUUUCAUAAUUCUGGUAAAGUCAUUCUAAUAUUUAGUGUCAACAUGAGUGGUUUCUUCCAAGGUUAUGCCCAAAUGAUCUCUUCUGUUGGGUGGAGGCGUGACAACAUUUGGAGCCAAGGAUGUGGUAAAAGUAAUCCUUGGGGCCGCAGCUUUAAGGUUAAAUGGUUACGGUUAAAUGACUUGCCUUUCCAAAAGACGCUUCAUCUCAAGAAUCCGCUGAAUGACUACAAGCCUGUUAAAAUUAGUAGAGACUGCCAGGAAUUACCGGAAGAUGUAGGAGAAGCUCUUUGUGAUCUGAUUGAUGGGGAGAGUAAUAGUGAUGGCAUGCCGAAAAGGGAUGAGCUUCCUCUGAAAAGGCAUUGUAUAGUGCCUCCAUGUUCAUUAGGAGAUGAAGAAUAUAAUGUACAUUCGCUGCAUAUGCCAUGGGCUGGAGCAUCCAUGCCUUAUCCUUCAUUUAUCUACCAACAUUGUGCUGAAGCAAGUAGAUUUCAUUUGGCUCAUCAGGGAACCAGUGGUGUUAAUUUGCCUCUUGCAUCUAGUGCAUCAAAUGUUUCGAGGAUGAAACAUUCUCAGCUGAAUGGAAGUUUUGCAAAUUUGCAAGUACAGUGUGACAUGCAUUCUCGAAACGAUGCUUGGGGUUUGUCAGCGGAGAGUCCUCUGGCUAGUACUCUGACUGAGGAUGAUUUUCUUGAAAUGACGUAUGAAGAAUACCUAGAAGUGCAUAGCAGAAGCAUCAAAAAAAUGAAUCUCCCUGAGCUAAAUUAUUUAGCAUGCAAAGGGCCUCGGUCAUUGUUAUACUUGUUAAGAAGUAGUUGGAUCUUCUCAAACAACACCGGAGUCAUCAAGAAGUAAAAAACAGGAUGACAAUUUAAACUCAAGCUCUGUAACUGAAAAGUGUCGCUCACGGAAGAGGACACAUCAUUCAUCUGAUAAAUGAUCAAAUACCUCAUACAAGCAGCUAGUGUUGGCCCUUUUGCUGAUGAUACUACUAUUGUCUGAUGGAGUUUUGAAAUUUGCCAUUCAAGGCAACCAUUCAGUCUGUUCUAAUUCCAGAAACUGGGACUCAAAUCUUGUUGUGGUGUUGUACACUUCAUGUACUUGUAGUUGAUUACUGGAUUGCACUGUUGUUUUUACUAGGGUAUGUUACUGGUCUGUACAGAAAUUACCAAUAACAUGUCCUUCUCUCCCUGAUGUUAGUCCCGCCAGCGUCCUCUCCCGUCUCUUCGGCCCUUCCUUCCCUGGAGGGUGAAAUCAGGCAGUACUGAGCUAGAUUUAGAUGAGUAAAUGCACUAGAUUUUGGAACGGGCUUCACGUUAUCAAGCGUUUUGAAGAUGGUAGAGCAUGAUGUAAAAAAUUGUAACUUGAUCUUCUCAGAUGCCUUAAAUUGGAGCAAACUUUGGUGAAUAAAAAUAGAAAUAGAUGCAUUUAUGGAAGCAUAAACAAAGGGUGGUUGGUAUAUGAUUGUUCAUUAAUUUUUCUUUGC